AUGAAGUCUUUCAUUGAAAUCUCGUCAGACUCGCAUUUUCCACUGGAAAACUUGCCAUACGGCGUAUUCUCUACUGCUAAUAAUCAAUUUCCACGAAUUGGAGUUGCCAUCGGUGAUCAAAUUCUUGAUCUACCAUCUAUCACCUCAUUAUUCGAGAAACAUGUACCAGAAUUAAAGAAUCCCGCGUCUGUCCUCUCACAGCCAUCUUUGAACCUGUUCAUGUCACUUGGAAAACCAGUAUGGCAAGCAACACGAAAAUUCCUCCAAUACAUUCUUUCGGCAGAUACCCCCGAAUUACGUGAUAAUCACGAAUUACGCUUAAAAGCAUUUACUCCUCAAAAAGACGCUACAUUACAUUUGCCUGCUACAAUUGGUGAUUAUACGGAUUUCUAUGCGUCUAAAGAACAUGCCACUAAUGUUGGGAGUAUGUUUCGUGGAAAAGAUAACGCAUUGAUGCCAAAUUGGGUUCAUUUACCAGUUGGAUAUCAUGGUCGAGCAUCCUCGAUUGUUUUAUCAGGCGCAAAUAUUAAGAGACCAAAUGGUCAGAGAUUAUCAGCUAAGGAUCAGCCUCCGGUCUUUGGCCCUUCUUUGAAAUUGGACUAUGAAUUAGAAAUGGCAUUUUUUGUCGGAGUUGGUAAUGAGCUCGGUGAACCAAUUUCGAUUGAGCAAGCUAAAAAUCAUAUUUUUGGCAUAGUUUUACUGAACGAUUGGAGUGCUCGAGAUAUCCAAUCUUGGGAAUACGUACCUUUAGGACCAUUUCUUGGUAAAAAUUUUGGGACUAGUAUUUCUCCUUGGGUAGUCACCCUUGAAGCAUUAGAACCCUUUUUGGUGCAAGGACCACAACAAGUCCCUCCGCCAUUAGAGUAUCUACAAGAACGAGGACCAUCUGCUUAUAAUAUCAAUUUAGAAGUGAAAUUAAAGCCAUCGGGAAGUAACGAUUAUAAGACCAUAACCCGCUCAAAUCUCAAAUACAUGUACUGGUCAAUUACUCAACAAUUGGCUCAUCACACAAUAAAUGGAUGUAACACACGUCCGGGAGACUUGUGUGGAACCGGAACAAUCAGUGGCCAGACCGAUGACUCGCUUGGUUCCCUCUUAGAAAUCACAUGGAACGGACAAAAUGAGAUUGAAUUUGAGGCUGGUGUUAAACGAAAGUUUAUCGAAGAUGGUGAUGAAGUGGUGUUGACUGGGUAUUGUCAAGGUGAUGGGCAUUUUAUAGGGUUUGGUGAAUGCGCUGGUAAAAUUUUACCAAACAGGGCAAAGUAA
This is a messenger RNA of Ambispora gerdemannii, 1266 nucleotides long. NCBI's taxonomy places the organism in Eukaryota, Fungi, Glomeromycota, Glomeromycetes, Archaeosporales, Ambisporaceae. The record is from the annotation of a GenBank genome assembly.